Thermochaetoides thermophila DSM 1495 is the source of this 1803-nucleotide messenger RNA. RefSeq lists its product as uncharacterized. The record is from RefSeq and is a predicted model, not a curated record. NCBI's taxonomy places the organism in Eukaryota, Fungi, Ascomycota, Sordariomycetes, Sordariales, Chaetomiaceae. The coding region runs from base 1 to 1803 and encodes 600 amino acids. The transcript is spliced from 3 exons.
AUGGCGAUCCGCGGCGCAGUUCAACACGAAGUUCCUCCGCCGUUGCCCCCGCCGCGGUAUGUCCCUCCUGACUGCCCUGUCUGUCCGUCCCUGCAGGGCAAGGAAAGGAUGCGACGGGAGGAGUACGGUGCGUCCGAUACCGACUCGUUCGGUCUCAGCUUUCGGCGACCAGACUUCUCGCUCCGAAAUGAACCUCCAGAUGAUGGAUAUCACAGCUUGGACAGCACCCGGUCUUCUAGUGCUUUCCUCCCGCGGUUCGGACAUCAUGCUAUGAAGAGCUUGCGUCCAGGCAUGGACACCCGUGACUCGAUCGACAGCUCAAUGCUCGAAAAACUGAACCGCUCCGUCGGACGAUCGGGUUUGAGCACGUCUCUAAGCGACCUUUCGCAUACCCGCCAUAUACAGCCUCCUCCGAUAACGCUUUCGCUGCCACAUCGAACAAAGCAGCCCUACCUCGAGUCAAUUUUCACGAAUUCCUCCGGCGGUUUGUCUGCGACAUCCCCCCUAGGAGCGCCGUUCGGGCGGAGCUCGUCGUUUGCUGAGGGAACCGACUAUGAUCGUGCCCCAUACAGGAAUUUUUCCCGGAUACAUGGCGGGUCUGUCUCGGAGGACCGCAAUGGCUGUGCAUACACUGGCACUGAUGUUCGAGAUGAUGACGUACACUUUCCCAUGGAUGACUCAGAAACGACUCGUAUGCGUAGUUUGCACAUUGAUGACCUAUGGGCUAGUCGUGGCGGCGAGCGCGAAAGGGACUGGGAUCGGGAUAAGGAUUGGGAAAGAGAUCAUAGGGAUCGGGAAUACUAUCAACCGGGUCAGAAACGCCGAGCAUCAUCUCCGCCUGGCGAUGAAGCAGGGCUGGGUAGUGAUCCUCUGCGGAGGAGGGACGGGGCGCUCGCUCGGAGCUCGCCAACUCCUCGACUGCUGAUGCCGCAUAGCUCGGCCCCGAGCAUAUGCUCAGUUAGCCGUAGUGGCAGCCACACCAACUAUCUCCCAACUACCAGCAACCUGACGGGUAUGGGGUCUUUUGGGCGCCGUUCGCCGAGUGUUAUCUCUCCCGGUGGCCUAUCUCCCACUGAUCAAUUGAACUGCUCCAACAACUAUCCUACUCCUACAACACUAUCCGCUGCGCCGCAUGCCCUGACCGGGAGGACCUCAACAGCCUCUUCACCUCAUCAACGCACUCAUAGUGAGCAACCUUUGCUGGCCGGCCGCACUCCUGUUUCGCCUCGGAAACUUCCUGAAAUCCCCAAGAGUUCUAGCACACUGUCUGCCAAGUUGAAAGGACCGUAUAUGUGCGAGUGCUGUCCCAAAAAACCGAAGAAAUUCGACACUGAGGAAGAACUCAGAGCACAUGAGGCUGAGAAGCAAUACGAAUGUUCAUUCUGCGGUAACCGAUUCAAGAAUAAAAAUGAGGCGGAACGGCAUCAAAACUCCCUCCACGUGCGGCGGCAUAGCUGGUCAUGCGCAGCUUUGACCAGCUAUGAGCGAGCGUUUCAUGAAAGCACCACAAGACCUGGAGAGGUGGACAUUUGUGGUUAUUGUGGCAAAGAGUUUAACAGGACUGGUGGCAGCCAAGGUGCCCAGGGCGGUCUGCGUGCAAGCGAACAGGAUUGGGAAGAACGCGUUCGCCACCUGCAAGAGAUACACAAAUUUCGCGAGUGCAACGCGAGCAAGAAGUUCUACCGAGCAGAUCAUUUCCGGCAGCACCUCAAGCACAGCCAUGCAGGCACAAGCGGGAAGUGGACGAACAUGCUGGAGAAUGCCUGUAUGAUGGAGGAGGAGCCUUCGGUCCAAACAAGAUGA